AUGUCCCCGGAACCCAAGGAACAGGCCAACGAACUUGCGCUCCUCGGCCUCGCCGGUGGUUUCCGCAACGUCUUUGGUCUCGUCAUCACCGGUCUCUGUAUGGAAGCUUCCUACAAGUGGUUCUUCCGUGACAUUGCCAUCCUCUGCUUUGCCUCCACUGCCGUCACUCACAUUUUUUCUGCCCCACACCCCUGUGGCUCCUUCCAAAGACGGCUUGCCAAAGUAGUAGGAAGUGCGCUGUUCGACAAGGCGCCGAAACAGGUCAAGGACUAG
Messenger RNA from Cryptococcus amylolentus CBS 6039, 273 nucleotides. RefSeq lists its product as hypothetical. Lineage: Eukaryota; Fungi; Basidiomycota; Tremellomycetes; Tremellales; Cryptococcaceae. The transcript is spliced from 2 exons. The record is from RefSeq and is a predicted model, not a curated record. Bases 1 to 273 code for a protein of 90 amino acids.